CCCAUAAAUGCAGUCCUGGACCUUUGGAAGGCAACAAUCCCGUAUUAAGGAGGGCAGGGCACGCCAAAGACUGCGGGCAGUGCGGAAGAUCGUCGUCGCACUAAGAUUUGAAGCCCGGUGAUUUCUCCCAAUCACCGCCCAUCUCCCAGUUUUGGGCCCGUCAGGCCCCCAAAAAAGCAGCUCUAUUUCUGGCCGAAGAAGUGGUUCAAACACAAGCACGGCCCAAUCAUGCGCCAUGCUGCUUGUUCAUCAACCAGGACACAUGUUGGUGGGCUGUAUUUGUGCCCGGGACAAAGAACCGUCCGUCCGGGCCACAACAAUGCUAAAUACCCUGCGCAUCCCUGCCGCUUCUCAACGUACUCACUAUCACAACUCAUCUGACCGUUGAGCAUUGAAUCAACCACUACAAUGAUCAUCAAAACCUCGAUAACCUCCCUGCUCUGCCUCCAGGGCGCCGUCGCGGCCACCGACUACCUAACCAACGCCAAAGCGGCGGUGACGACCCUGCAGAAAUGGUACAACCCAAGCACGGGGCUGUGGGACACGACGGGCUGGUGGAACAGCGCCAACUGCCUGACGGUGCUGGCGGACCUGACCGCGCUGGACGCGAGCCAGCUGAGCCAGAACGCCGCCGUCUUCGCCAACACCCUCACGCGCGCCCAGGGGUCGACCGCCGCGCGCGCCGUGAAGCGAGACGCCUACGCCCGCGCCCGCCGCCUCACCCGCCGCUCCUACCCCGGCUUCAUCAACGACUACUACGACGACGAAGCCUGGUGGGCGCUCGCCUGGAUCCAGGUGUACGACCUCACCCAGGACACGCGCUACCUGACCACGGCCGCGAGCAUCUUCUCCGACAUGACCACGGGCUGGAACGCGACCUGCGGCGGCCUGUGGUGGGACAAGUCGCACACGCAGAACGGGGCCAUCGAGAACGAGCUGUUCCUCAGCGUCGCGGCGCACCUGGGCCGGCGGAUCCCCGCGCAGGCGGGAUACUACAAGGACUGGGCGGCGCAGAGCUGGAGCUGGUUCGCGCGCAGCGGGCUGAUCAACGAGCAGCACACGAUCAACAACGGGCUGGAUCUGGGGAGCUGCCGCAACGACGGUGGCACGGUGUGGUCCUACAACCAGGGCGUGAUCCUGGGGGCUCUGGUUGAGAUGGCCCAGCUGUUCGGGGACGGCUCGUACGUGUCGACGGCGCAGCAGAUCGCGGGCGCGGCGAUGAGUGCGCUGAGCAAUGCGGACGGCGUGCUGACCGAACCGUGCGAACCGAAUUGCACGGGCGACGCGCCGCAGUUCAAGGGGGUAUUCAUGCGCAAUCUGGCGGUGCUCUACAAGGCGGCGCCCAGUGAGCAGAUCCGGAGUUUCUUGCUGAAGAAUGCGGAUAGUAUCUGGGAGAAGGACCGGGGCGACGGCGAUGGGUUGGGGGGGACCUGGUCGGGCCCGUUUGCGAGCGCGGAUGCCUCGACGCAGAGCUCGGCCUGCGAUGCGCUGGUCGCGGCCGCUGCUGUCAGUCAAUGAUGGGUUAUGGUUUUUAUCUGUCAAAUUUGAGUUGUUGUGUACAUUGACGCAUUCUAUUUCCUGCUGU
Molecule: messenger RNA, 1585 nt
Organism: Aspergillus uvarum CBS 121591
Lineage: Eukaryota; Fungi; Ascomycota; Eurotiomycetes; Eurotiales; Aspergillaceae
Product: Six-hairpin glycosidase
Exons: 1
Coding region: 409-1518 (369 amino acids)
Biological process (GO): carbohydrate metabolic process
Source: RefSeq, a predicted model, not a curated record